Dermacentor albipictus is the source of this 1835-nucleotide messenger RNA. Lineage: Eukaryota; Metazoa; Arthropoda; Arachnida; Ixodida; Ixodidae. The record is from RefSeq and is a predicted model, not a curated record.
AAGGAAGAAGCUUGGGCGUCGCCAUGCAGACUACAUCAGAUGAAGAGCCGCUGCAAAACACAGAGACGACGUACGUUGAGACACUUGAACUGACGUCUGGGAGUCCGAAAACGUAAGUGUCUCGUGGCAUCCUUUUUUUGCUAAUUCAUUGUUAAGAGGCUGAUCUUCACUAAGUUCAUAUAUGGCAGCCGCACAUGGUGCACUACCUCCCCCCCUCCUUGCUUCUCUGUCAAUUUUCGCAGGACUUUGACGAAAUGGUGUGUUGCUGCGCUUGGAACUUCGGCUGUCGUUGUCGUGUUAUACGUGGGAGUGAUAAUUGGAAUAGCGACAUGGUCCGACAGCCACCAAGUCACCGAGGUCAUCGUAGACGAAGCCGACUCGAACGCUGCUGAGGACCUCGCGGCCGGAUCACAGGAAAAUCAGGGCGGAGGCGUCCGAGCUUCCUUACCACCGAAAUCACCAGGCGACACGCUGGCGAACGACGAGGAGCGCAAAAUCGCCGCGACUAUGAUAACCCUGCGUACCACCAAGCGUAAGAAAGUGGUCUCCACGCAGGGCAACGAUGACGACGUGCCUCACUCAACGGCAGCGGUUGAUGACACGACGGGUUUUGAAAGCAGAGAAGGACCGAGGAAGCGCGACAAGGCGAAACGGAAGCGCACACUGUCAACGAGAUGGAAGACGUCGCCGACCGAUGACUUGGCCAUAGAGUCCACUGGAACAGAGAGAUACGAGCGGAAGAGAUAUGUUCCGAGACGGAAAUGGACCACCACCAGUGCUGGCACGAUGGGUGACAUUAACUUCGAAACAAGCUCUAGCGACGAAACGGCCUCUACGUUGAAACGGCGUCCAUCAACGCAUCAAGGUGCCGGAGAUGACGUCACUACGCAUGACGAGUGGACAGUGUCGGAAGCGGCUGACCUUUCGCCGGAGACUGCUUCAGGGAAAGCAAGGGCCAGCGGCUCAGGAUGGCGCUUUCGAAAGACUGCCGCUACCACUUCUGAACACGCUGGUACUGUUAUCGUGGGCGGCGAAACGACGUUGUCACCGAAAGCUAAAGACGGAGGUCCGGCCGAGCUAACUGGCCACGACACCAACCCUACCGACAUCCUUGUGGACAAAAUGAUCAAAGGUUUGGGAAAGGAGAAGAUUGUCAGCAAUGUAGGGACAACAACAGUGCCGCUUGGCGGCACCAAGUCCGAGGCAAAGGAAGACUACACUGAAGUGACCGCAAACGCACAGUCUAUAGGAUCCGGACAACGCAAAUGGACUCCGAAAGUCGUAGGCAUUACCGUACAGGGGCGUAAAAUACACGGUGCCAGCAAAAGAGAAAACUCGACUCCGGUAGUCACGGGUCGUACCAUACAAGGACGCAGAAUACUCACUGUCACCAAAGGUCAAGCUUCGACGCCGGUGGUCACUGGACGAACCAUACACGGACACAAGAUAGUCGGUGCCAGCAAAAGGCAGAACUCGACCUCCGCAAACGCAGGCCCCACCGUAAAGGGACACAGAAUACUCGGCGCCCGCAAGAACACCUCAGGGGAAGCACGCAGACGCCAGAACAGUCAAAGCUCUCCGCAUUAACCGAAAGGGAACUUCUCAGACGGCUGUGUCAGCGGUCUUCAACGCGUUCUGGCGUCAUCUGUGGUGCAGAACAAUUGCCGCUCUCCAGUCUUCUCGUUAUCGUUGUUACAGAUUCGUAGAAGGUAGCUUUGGAAGAUGUAAAUAAAAGACGCCCGGUAGACACGCACGCGAACAUAUACCGAGUGUUUCAGAGAACAUUUCAACUCAUAAUUGCUCAGUGAACUCAGUAUUGCCGAAUUAGACCUCCA